Messenger RNA from Aaosphaeria arxii CBS 175.79, 2124 nucleotides. Its product is annotated as ATP-dependent protease-like protein. NCBI's taxonomy places the organism in Eukaryota, Fungi, Ascomycota, Dothideomycetes, Pleosporales. Bases 275 to 1975 code for a protein of 566 amino acids. The transcript has 2 exons. The record is from RefSeq and is a predicted model, not a curated record.
CAUCAUCUCCGCAGUUUCCACUACGCACCACAACAACUACAUGCUCUCUGUCUUCAAUCUUCCGGUCCUCUCUGGCUUUCUCGAAGCCUAACAGGUUACUCGCGGAACUUUAGAGCACCUUGCGCACCCCUCCGCUGCAGUUCGCGUUUGCUGCAUCUACUCUCCCCGCAUCGCACCCAAUCACCAUCUUGCGACCGACCAACACUCUCGCGCAACGCGGACCACACACUCUACAUGGAUAUUAAGUCCACAAGAUUGAUAUAAGAUUACCUGGAUGAAUCAAUACAGGCAGAAAUAUUCCCUUGCACAAUCUGGAGAGCUGGCUCAUCGCAAAUCCAUACCACCAUCGAAAUUGAUGGUCGGCCAUGACUUCUCCCAAGAGUUCAAGGACCAGCCUGCUCUGGAUCCUCAUGGCGAUGCCAGACAGCUGGUCCGUCUGGUGCAGUGCCGCUCUUGCUCAAAACCUCUCAGUGCCCCGGUAACUCUGCCAUGCGGUCACACGACAUGUCGAGCCUGUCUUGCUCCCACUCGCCCCCGCGACAACAUCUCUUACCCGAACACGCCGGAUCGACAAUAUGGCAUCACCUGCAAGAUCUGCGACGAGGAAUACCCCACGGUGGAAUGUAGCGCGGACGUUACCCUGACCAAAGUCAUGGAGGUGGUCAAGCAGACGAUAGCGCGUGUCCAAGAUACGCCAGAAGCACCCGUGUGUGUUCUAGAGGAGAUCCCCGUAUCCGAGGAUGACGUACACGAUUCGAAUGACGAGAAGGAGUUGACUUCUUAUCAAGGUCACCGCAAGGAAUUUCGUGGCGGCCGAUUGCAUGCGACCUUCCAGAUGGCUUCAGAUGGGGAACUACGCUACAAUUCAGAUGUACAAUAUCGUGCAUCGCCAUCAGAUGCUCAGAUUCAUGCACAUCUAGAUGCGGAGCUGUUCAACGGACUUCGUGAAGCGGCGCAUAGUGAGCUGGACUGUCUUGUCUGUUACAACAUGAUGCUCGACCCCACCACGCUCCCAUGUGGACACACGUUCUGCCGACACUGUCUAGUUCGGGUCAUGGAUCAUAGUAGUAUAUGUCCUAUCUGUCGAGCAGGCAUUCAUAUCCCUCCUAUUGCUAUCCAGAACUAUCCAAGCAAUGGUCGGCUCGUUGCUCUCCUUAAGAGCUUGUCUCCAGAACAUGUACAGGCACGCGUGGAAGCUUUGGAAUCCGAAGAAGACAACAGCGAAGGUGCCCUCAGCACUCCGUUGUUUGUCUGCACCUUAUCUCUCCCGAACACGCCCACCUUUCUGCACAUCUUUGAGCCGCGGUACCGCUUGAUGAUGCGCCGCUGCAUGGAAGGCAAUCGGCGAUUUGGGAUGGUCAUGUACAACCGUUCCUCCGCCCCACAAGGUGACCUUGGCCCAACGUCCUUCCUCCAAUACGGAACGAUGCUCGAGAUCAUUAAUCUCGAGCUUCUUCCCGAUGGUCGAAGCUUUGUCGAGACACGCGGUGUUAGCCGUUUCCGCAUCAAAGCGUACGGCCAGCUUGAUGGAUACUAUGUGGGCAAUGUCGAGCGGGUCGACGAUGUUCCUAUCAUUGAGGAAGAGCAGCUAGAACGACAAGAGGUUCUCGAAGCUCAGGCUUGGGCAGAUGCCUAUGUUCUGGAGAACCCACAGGAUCCUCGGACACCUGAGAACUUUCCGGGCUUGCUUUCAACUGACGAACUGUUUCGCCGAUGCAUCGGUUUCGUCGAACAAAUGAGUCAAAGGAGCGCCCCAUGGUUAAGCUCCCGCAUCGUUAACGUAUACGGACCACCUCCGGACAACCACAAGACAUUCCCUUUUUGGUUUGCGUCCGUGUUACCAAUCGCGGAAGAAGAGAAGUAUCGACUUUUGGCUACGACCAGAGUCAGAGAACGGCUGCUAAUCGUCUAUUCGUGGAUCAAGAGGAUAGAAGGCCAGAGAUGGCCUUCUGGGAACUCUUGCAGCAUCCUGUGACUCGUAGUAGCCAUUUUGGCCAUAUACAUCUCGACCGUCAGUAGUCGACAGCCUUCAGUAUCUGUCUAGUCUUCACAUUUCAGGGUCAUCUUGGGCCCAGUCCUCCAGCCUCCACUAUUUUUCCACACCAGCGGCUCCAAGUUGUAGAG